This is a messenger RNA of Conger conger (European conger), 5772 nucleotides long. RefSeq names its product platelet derived growth factor d (gene pdgfd). Gene Ontology annotation, molecular function: growth factor activity; platelet-derived growth factor receptor binding. The record is from RefSeq and is a predicted model, not a curated record. The coding region runs from base 536 to 1639 and encodes 367 amino acids. Gene Ontology annotation, biological process: platelet-derived growth factor receptor signaling pathway; positive regulation of protein autophosphorylation; positive regulation of phosphatidylinositol 3-kinase/protein kinase B signal transduction. Gene Ontology annotation, cellular component: membrane. Lineage: Eukaryota; Metazoa; Chordata; Actinopteri; Anguilliformes; Congridae. The transcript is spliced from 7 exons.
GUAGCUUCAGCCCACUUCAGAUCUGUGGGCUUUGCCUAAACAUCUUACUUGCGUGCAUGCGUAACUUUUAGACAGGGGCACUUGGAUGCUGCAAGAAGUGCUCUCGCGUCUCGUCUUUGAGAUUGUCGGCAGAACACUAUUGAUGUUUAAAUCAGUUUACCAAUAUAGAGUACCCUUUUGGAAUUACGGACACGGAUCUACACAUAAAGUAAGAAAUCAGCGACCACUAUCGCGACCGGUUCUUCCUUGGCCGUGGAGGGGAUAUAUCAACCUGCUGAUCUACAGCAGCGGUAGGUUUCGGCUGCUGUAAUUUUGAAGCAGUCAGCGAUUUUAUACCAGCCUGACAAAGGAGCACUGUAAUUAUGUGAAUAAAAAGUUUAUUUAAACUUUUCAGUCGGUUUGAGCAGUGCAAUUCUCACCACAAAACAGUGGAUCUGUGGACAGUUCACCUUCAACAUAAUUUUUUAAAACAAGACCUCCAUUUGGGAUUUACUGUUAACAGGCGGCUGCCAAGGUGAACAGCAGAGAAUUCCCAAUGCUAUUGUCAGUGCUUUUUGUGAUAACGCUGCUAAGCAGUUGGCAUCAAGGCUCAGAGGCCCAGGCCGUAUCAAUAAAAACGCUACGAUCUUCAAACAUAAGGCGUGAUGACAGCAAUCACCUCACAGACUUGUACCGGAAAGAAGAGACCAUCAUAGUGUCAGAAAGCAGCCACAUCCAGAGCCCUCGCUACCCCAACAGCUACCCCCGAAACCUGCUGCUCUCCUGGAAGCUCCUCUCUCCAGUGAACACUCGCAUACAGCUGGAUUUCGACAGUCACUUUGGCCUGGAAGAGCCAGAGAAUGACAUCUGCAGAUACGACUUUGUGGAAGUGGAGGACAUAUCUGAGACCAGCACUAUCAUUUGGGGGAGAUGGUGCGGGCACAAAGAAGCUCCUCCCAGAUUAACUUCCAAAACCAACACCAUCAAGGUCACGUUCAAAUCAGAUGACUACUUUGUGGCCAAACCAGGAUUCAAGCUCUACUAUUCUCUUGUGGACGACUCCCAGCCCGCGGCAUCAGAAACAAAUUGGGAAGCAGUCACCAUCUCCGUCUCGGGUCCGGCCGCGUUCCCUCCAUCGGUGACCGACACGCCGCUGACCGCGGCGGCUCUGGACCACACCAUCGCAGCGUUCGACACGGUGGAGGAGCUCCUCAAGCACCUUAACCCAGACUCCUGGCAGGACGACCUGGACAGCCUGUACAAGGAGACCGGACACUACCAGCCCAGAACCUUCCACCAUGACCGCAAGCACAAGAUUGAUCUGGACCGGCUGAACGAGGAUGUGAAACGCUACAGCUGCACCCCCCGAAACUUCUCUGUAAACCUGCGGGAGGAGCUGAGGGCCACCAACUCUGUAUUUUUCCCACGAUGCCUCCUGGCGCUGCGCUGCGGGGGAAACUGCGCUUGUGGGACAGAGGACUGGCACUCCUGUUCCUGCAACCCUGGCAAGACUAGCGAAAAGCUAUACGAGGUGCUGAAGUUUUCUCCUGAGCCCGGUUACUACAGGAGGAGGACCCGGGCCCGCUGGGUCCUGGAGGAGGUGCAGAUCCAGCACCACGAGCGCUGUGAUUGCAUUUGCCAUUCCCGACCCCCGCGAUGAGAGGGGCAUGCUGGGAGAUGGCGCCCAGGACCUUUGUCUUGUCUUUUUUUUUUUUCCUUAAGAGCUUCUCCCUCGUCUCUCUUUCCAGCAAGAGCCAUCACUCUCUCUCUCUCUCUUUCUCUCUCUCUUCAGCGAAGUGAAUUACUGCCCCCCAGCUUAAGCCACAGCUUUCCUUAACCCUGUGAGGUCUGGGUGGAACGUGUCAGUGUGUAUAGACCCAUAUGUAUGCGUGUGUAUGUGUUUACCUCUAUUUUCUUCUUAAAGAGUAAUGCUAUAUCAGUAUAUAUCAAAAAUAGUAAGACAGUCUCAAAAAAUAAUCAAACAACAAGAGUAAGAAAAUCAUCCAGGGUCUAUCCAUGGUUCUAAGGAAAACAGUAUUAUUUAUUUGAUUUUCUUUCACUUUCUUUUAAAAUGUGUAAUAAUGUGCUUUUGUUUACUGUGCCUUUCCCCUCUUCUUUCCUUGUUUUGACUGGGUCAGUCUCAUGGGUCUCUGGGUCAAACCACAGUAAAAUUGUUAAAGACCGAGAACCGGUUAAAGACAUAGUCCUUAGACACGUCCCUUCAUAUCCUCUCAUUGGGGUUUGUUUUGCCAGGAAAACAGAUUUUACCAGUCUAUUUAUAUUCGUUACUGUAUUGUAUGGUGACUGAAUCCACCUUACCACAAAUAUUUUGCCCACAGCUUUUACAAGAAAUAGGGGUCAGAGUAAUUUAUUUUCCGUUUAGAAAUGCUUAUGGAAUUUGGUGGUACCUCCAGCCUGACUGGCCCAUCGCUGGCUAACAUCAAACCCAGGGAACGUAGGCGGGGACUUCAUCAUAUUCCUCCCUUCUGAGAACCACAGUGAGAUGAGCAGCUUAAAAGAAAACUGAAUGUUGAGCACUUAAAUACACCCAUAUUCAGACAACAAUGCCUGAAGACCUGUCACCCAAGAAGGGUGUUUUUGCAUCUCGGUGUACUUUUCCCUCCUCUCAAAGCCAAAAAAAAAAUAAAUGUAAUGAGAAAAGUCCAGUAAUCUGUUAAUUGUAAACCUUUUAAAAGGAUGCUUUGAUUAAACUUUAUAGGGAGUGAAAUUACAGACAGUUUUUCUAUCCCAAAAGAAGCUCUAAUAAGCUAGCUGUCGAGGGGUUCCCUGUAGCUGAAUUGCAAUUGAUUCUCAAUCCAAUAUUAUGGCCGAGCUGGCAUCCGCCUCCUCUGCAUAAGCAGGCUAACUCUACUAACGAAGAAGAUUGCCAAUAUCAAAAUGUCCCAUCACAACACUUACUUGACUCGACUACUGUGUGUAUUAAGAGGAAAAAGAUAAAAACUGUGAAAGCUGUAAAAUGGUAUCGCCUUCCUCCCGACAUCCUUGCCACAUACCUGUCAAUUUUUUCAGCAAAUGAGCUGGAAAUUGAACCUUUCUUAAUUGGGUUUAAUUCCCCCAUUGUAGAAAGCAGCUUCUGUGUUUCAAAAAUCGAAUGAUCAAGUAGUACCCAGGCCUCACUUCCACAUAAGGCAGUUUAUUUCUAGCAUUUACUGCCAACAGUCGAUCCAGAGGGUGUGGAACAUUUCUUUGGUGUCAUAUUUAAAUCGCAUGCUAUCAGUUUGUUGAUGUCAAGUAAUGUUACAUUGUUUCUGCAUUGAACAGUUUCCAACAUGCGAUGCUUGCCCAAAUUUGUAAGACUCCUUUCCUGGACUCUAUCCACUAGCACAACUUCUAACAAGCCCGAUCAAUUGUUAGCUAUGUAAUAUAAUGGUUUGAUAAAUUAGCAUAGCUAAUAAAAAAUAAUGUAUGACAAGAUUUGCUAUUAAAAAAAAACUAAACAUUUUGCCAAAUCAAUUACGACAGCAAAGUUUGCUUAUUGCUAACACUAACUAGACAUUUUAAAAAUUGAAACUGCCUAGAGGGAAAUUAGAUUACUAUCUUCUACUAGCUUCCCAAGUUAGUGCUCUGGGUAAUGAGUUAAUACUGUGUAUUUAACAUAUGGGCAGACAACCAGGCUAAAACUGACAACUUUUCGAGCAAACAACAUUUGUUCCUAGGUUCAAUGCAUCUCGUGUAGUAACAAACUAGAACUUACAGUUCCUCAUAUUUAUGAUUUACGGUGAUGUGACCUAGUAAUAAUGUUCUGGCCGUACACAUGAGAGUGAAGAAAACAUGACUCAUGACUUGAAUCCUUUCUGCAGUUCAGUGGUCCUGCUUUUCAGCUCCACACGUUUUUUGGCCUUGUGGUUCUUAUUUGCAGCAUAUCUGCACGUUGGGACCCGGUUCAAUUCAGAAACUACAUCACAUACCCUGAGGUCAUGCAUCUUGUGGGCAGUAAAUGGAUGUAAUUUGUGAAACCCAACACAUUUCUGACACAUGAGGAGACAGAGGGGACUAGGCUGUAACUGAAAUGCACGUGAAGGCUGUGUACGAGCGGCUCCAGUGCCCUCCAGGCUCAUAUCAGCCCCGGCAUUUGCAUUCUGAACACAGUGAAAGGAGCAGGUGGAGGCAGUCUCUCCAUGUAAAAGGCCUGAGCCUGAGACAGCAGGGGUCCAUGUGACGACCAAUGCUGUAAUGAAACCACUCAAUUACAUUUUAUUUAUCUAGCUCUUUUUACAAAGGGUUUGUAAUACACUCAGUGAGCACUUUAUUAGGUAUUUAUUAGACUUAAUUUUUAUACGUAUUGGUCUUCUGCAGCUGUAGCCCAUCCACUUAAGUGAUUUGACGCAUUGUGUGUUGCUCUUCUGCAUACCACUGUUGCAAUGUGUGGCUAUUUGCGUUACUGUCACCUUCCUGUCAGCUUUGACAAGUCUGGCCCUUCUCUGACCUCUCUCAUUAACAAAGCGUUUUUGCCGGCAGAACGGUUGCUCACUGGAUGUUUUUUUGUUUUUCGCACCAUUCUCAAACCAAACUCACGGAGACUGUUGUGCAUGGAAAACCCAGGAGAGCGGUUUGAGAUGCUCAAACCACUCUGUCUGGCCCCAACAAUCAUUUGAUGAUGAAAGUCACUUAGAUCUAAUUUCUUUGGUCUGAAAAACAGCUAAACCUCCACAUAAUUCCUGCCACAUAAUUGGCUGAUUAAAUAUUUGCAUUAACAAGCUGGUGUACAGGUUUACCUAAUAAAGUGGUCACUAAGUGUAUUUCAGUUUCCCCUGGCCUGAACCCCCACCCCAACUCAGUAUGGGGCAUUCUCUUCUGCCUGGUUUACAGUGCGGGUUCGCAAAUACAUGAUCUGUCAGUUUCAGUUAGGGGAUAGGAGGCAUCUGCAGGUGGUGGUCCAAGGGUGGCAGUCUGGAGAGGUGGGCAUGCGGGGGUCAGACAGCAGGCUACAGGCGGCUGAGAAAGGGGGUAAAAGAGUUAGGGAAGGGCUACGGGUAGAGAACAAAGAUGCAGAGAGACGAGAGAAUAGAGUGGGCAGGGGCUUACUGUCAGGGGCUUACUAUGGCAGCGUAAGUACUUGGACUGAGACAGGAACCCACACAGUCAUGGAAAAAGGCAAGAAUCCUACCUACCCCCAAGUGCCUGCUUGUGAAAAAGCAGUUACAACUAUUGAGAGGGGACAGUAAGUAAACUGUAUCGCCCCAAACCAUCAUCAAGCAGUCUGAUGGGCCAGUAAAAGUUUAUGGGAAUAAUGGUGUGGCCUUCCACAGAGCUUCUCGAUAUGAAGUCCCUGAAUAUGUCUGAUCAUGCUAGCCUCAGCAUUGAGAGAAAUUCCAGAGAAAUUUGGGAAGUCUGUGCAACACUGAUAUGCCUGAAAACAGGCCGGAUCCAUACUUUUUGAUCAGGAUGAGGAAGAGUAGACUCGCAAGUUCAUGACAGGAAACACAUUUUAAGACAAAAAAAAAAAAGUUAAUGAGCUGGCUUUCAAGUGUUCCUACAAAACUGCAACCCUUCCCAUGCAAAGACAGAGCGCAGUGUACAUACAGUAUGUAUAUAGUAUAUUUACAUGGAGAAUUGGGUGCAGAUUAGAAAACCUGUCAGUACUGGUUGCCUCCCACAGAAUGCCAAAGUCAGAUGCCUUUAAAAGAAUGUUUUCCUUGUCUGCAGUUCACACAAAGGCAUUGCAGGGGAUAUGUUUCUGUGUUUUUCUUUUUUAUUUGCCUUUUUAUAUCAUUUUUGUUCUGUAUCAAACUGUGUAAAUAAAAUAUCUAUGCCUUGGUUGUCCAAACAAAA